AGUGUGACACCCGUAUUUCGUCUCCCGCAUUCGGGUUUAGUUUGGUUCGCCCGGUCCUCCGCGUCAGACGGUCGCUGUUCUUCUCCGCGGAUUAUCACGUGGUGCGCCCCGUAGUCUUUCCGCAGGGUCAAAAUUGCGCUGAAUAAAAAAGGGGUGCUGUACGAUUGGGUGUUCUCUUUUCGAUAUUUUUCGGAGAUCGGCAGUAUUUUGUGGACGUCCGACGUCCGUGCUGGAGAGGAAUUUGAUUCCUGUUGUGAAAAUCUUUUCCUCGCGAUCAAUUACCGGCACGAUUUUCUUAUAAAUUGGAUAAUAAACUUAUUUUAAGGAUUUAUAACAACGAUAAGUUUACGCGUUACUCUGUGUUUGUGCCUAUUGUAGUGUUGAUUUAUGGAGUGAUACUUGCCUUACAGAGGGAUUAUUCAUCAGCACUUUUCAUGCAUGAGAGCUGACAAUGCCUUGAAGUAACGCGGAACGCCAACUUGGAUGCUCGGUUUGAGAGCAUUUUCUGUUUGACACACAAGAACAUUUUGGUGAGCGAUGUCUUCGUGGGUUCCGGCGACGACAACGGCGGCUCUGCUGAGCACACCGCUAGUCGUGAUAAUAUUCAUAGUUGGUCACAUGGCCGUCACCGCUCCAUCGGUCCCCUGCCCGACAGGAUGCGAUUGUUCAGAGGAUAAAGUCGGCUUAUUAACCGCAAAAUGCUCGUUGAACUCGUUCCGUGUCGACUCCGCCGAAGAUUUCUUCUCCAUCCAGCUCUUAAGUUUCAACAACUCGGACACGGAGCUGCCAAUCUCAUUGAAGGAUGACAUGUUCCAAGCUUUUUCCGGGGUCACCAUCAUAGAACUGUCUAAUUGCUCGGUGGGUUAUAUCUACCCAGGGGCGUUCAGAGGCUUGAAGUUCCUGCAAGAACUAGAUUUGUCCAACAACCACAUCACGCAUUUUCACCGCACGAGUUUCAUCAGCACGCCGAAACUUUCAUACUUAAAUUUAAACAACAAUCCGAUCGAAAUGACCGAUUUAUUCCUGAGCUCUAGAUCCUUGCAAGAGCUGCGGUUGGAGUCUUGUUCGAUUCAGCACAUCCCAGCCGGGGCGUUCAAAGCACUGCCAAAACUCAAGAGCUUGUCCUUGUACAAUAACAGUUUGGACACGAUACCCGCUCACACAAUGCCCAAAGGCUUGAAACGGCUGAACGUGGCUAAAAACCGCAUUAUAAACAUCCCGACGGAGGUUAUCUAUAACUUGAACCGGAUCAGAAUCUUGGACUUGAGCGAGAAUUUGAUCAAUUGCUCUUGUAAAUUGAUGGGACUCCAAGACUGGUUAUCCGGACGCGGUGUCAUUUUCGAGAACGAUGUGCUUUGCGCGUCCCCCGCGAAAUACCACGGAAAAAGUUGGACGACCGUGAACGAAGAUGAAAUUUGCGACAAGGAAAUCAGGAUGACGAAAGAAUUGAGCAACCACGUUUUCGGGAGCUCCACUUCCGUCGACUCGGAUUGCGACGAUCUGAAAGGAUCUUGCGAUGAGCUCGAGGAGAUCCUCCAAGCCGACCAGCCAUUGGUCAAACGAACGAGCGAACACGAACUCACACCGAACGACGCGCCGGCUGGAACGGAAUACCCCGAGUCGGCUAGCGAGGCCGAAGACACUCCGGACAAGAGCGAUUCGGAAGAAGAAAAUCCGAAAGAACCGGAGGCUGAAACCGCAGAAGUUACAAAAUCCGAUUUACAGGAUAUCGCGUCUGACGAAGAGGAGAAAGUAGUGGAAAGCACCGAAUCUAUCAAGAGCGAUGCCGAGGAGAAGGCUGAUGCCGAGGUAGAAAAUGUUACCAGCGAGGCUGAGGAGAGGUCUGAACCUGAGGUAGAGAAUGUUACAACCGAGGCUGAAGACAAGGAAACCGUCAACGACGAACAAAGUGCCGCGGUUACCUUGGCUGAUGCAAGCAGUGGGUCUCCCGCUGUUGAAAAUCAAAACAUUGAGUCAGUGUCCACGGAGGCAUCUCUGGCUCCUGCGAAAGACGAAGAGCCAGCCGAGGCAACGCCAGCGAUCGCCGAAGAGACGCCUAACGUCGAGGAACCAGUCACCGAGUCGAUUGGCACAUCUGCCGACGGCCGAAGUUUAGAUCUUUCAUCGACCGAGUCUCCGAGUAGCGAGGAGCCAACUCCUAUUCCUGAGGCAGGAUCCGCCUCAAGCUCAGUAAGCCCAGCCGAGACAGACGUAGAUACCUCCACCAAAGCGAAACUGGAGGAGUCUGAGACGUCCGUCUCGCCGUCCUCGACGGUCGAACCCUCAGUUUCCUCACCUGUCACCGUUCAAGACCUCGGCCAGGAGCCUGAAACGUCCAGUGUUGGAUCCUCAACGGAGGCCGCGUCGACCGACAGCGCCCCUAUCGAAACGACGGAGAGCAGCCUAUUCUCAUCAAGCUCGGAGAGUCCCAGUAGCUCAGUUUCUCCUUCGGAAGAACCCAGCACUUCUGCACCCGACCUAGAUGUAUCUUCAGUUUCUUCAUCUGUGGCACCUGAGACAACCCCUAGCUACACCGAGGUUUCAAGCUCCGUGUCGCCAGAUAGCGUUGACGUCUCAAGCACAUCUGAGGCGAGUGUAGACGCCAUUUCCUCAUCCGAGAGCCCAUCCACAAGUGAGGCGCCGAUCUCCUCAACCUCAACGGAAGGUAGCCCCAUUCUAGGUGUGGGUCUCGAGGUGUCCACUGAAGAGUCAUCCAGCCCAUCGAGCACGUCCGAAAGCGUCACUCCAGGGCUCGAGGUCAGUAGCGAAUCCCCGUCCUCCAGCGAGUCCCCCUCCUCCAGCGAAACGCCCUCUUCAGCAUCUCCUAUCCUCGGAGAUGUCCAGCUCGAAAAGGACAUGUCGAUUUCGCGCGGAGCCUCGGACUCACUGGAGCCGCCGAUGAUCAGCUACGAUAAAGUCAUGACGGAACUCAAGUCCAACCCGGGCGCGUACGUGGUCGGCGGCAUCGUGCUGGUCCUCGCCGUCCUCUUGCUCGUCGCCUUGAGCAGGUGCCGCAAAGCGCCGUCCAAGAGGCGACUCGACAUAAACGGCAAGUACGACUCCGAGAUGAACGGCGGGACGGAGCUGCAAGAAAUUACGUCCUUGAUCCCUCCCUCGAUGACGAACGGAACGAAGAUCGCGAAAUACAGCGAGAAACCGUCCAAGGACACGCAGAACCUGCUCUCCCCGGACGAGAAGGAGAGCAACGGAGUGCUCAUCCCUUUGCACGGCGAUAGCAACGGGGCGGCCACGAACGGCACGUCUUGGUCCAAUGGCAAGGCCAACGGCAAGAGCCACAACGGGACGCUCAAACCCGAGGCUCCUGGUUCGGUGACCUCUGUCAACAACAGAGGCUCCCAGUUCUUCGACGACGGUGUCAACCCGCCCAUCGAGUUGACGAGGGUCAAAGUAACCAUGUUACCCGACUCGGUACCAAAGACGCCCGUCUUCGUGCAAAGAAAAUUCAGCGAUGAGAACAGUUGAAUUGGGCGAGCGCUUCGCAAUAUGUUGACCUCCUGAACUAGACUUGUAUCGCAUUGUAACAACGCGUACCCAUAACCUGCCCUGUGUUCGUUUUGCCGUCGAAUUUCCUGUGAAUCGGCGAACUUAGGCCGCGACGCUUGACAAUCCUCGUACUGUCGUCACCGUUUUAUUUGUCUAAGUUGUCGACCGGAUAGGGAGAAAAAAAAAACUGAUCUCAAUAGUGUUCAUUUUAGGAUUUUCAAUUCUCUCCAUUGAAAAGGACGAAUGGUUUCCCAGGAACUUGAUGAAUGUAUCAAGAUUAAUUCACAAUUUAUCAGGAUAAUAUACCACGUACCAACAGCUCGAAAUGGAUUUUUAAUUGAAAAUGACUCCAAAUCCGCAAUGAAGUUCGAGUUUCAUGAUUCCUCUACCGUAAUCUUCUUUUCAGUCGAUCGUUUUAUUUUGACUGCCCAUUAAAAGCAUAGAUUUGUUCAAAGCAUCAGGAUUUCGUCAUGUAUUUGUGUGCCCCAAUUUUUGAAAAUAAUUAACUGUAAAAAGUAUGUAAAUAUCACACGAGCUCAUUAGUGUAUUGAUGUGUUGUGACCGCCUUUUUAGAACAGAGGCUGUUCUGCAAUUCACCUAUUAGAUUUUUAUGCCUUUAUUUUUGGGAUAGCUUAACUGAAAUAUAAUGUGAGAAAUCUUGGUCUGUCUAGACGUAGGUAUCACUUCAAUUGUUAAAAGACCCACUAAACCUGCCAAAGGUAUUGAAUUGCAGAAACAAAAUAAGUGAAGAACCAGAAAAAAAUAGUUCUUAAAGUUUUAUAGUACAAUUACUACCUGAAUUAAAAGUAAAGUGACUUUUCAACCUUAAAAAAUGAUUAAUUAUAUGUGAAAAUUUUUAUCUAAUCUAAUAAUAUUAAAGAUUUACGUGUUCUUUUUCCAUGAAUAUAUGAUGACCAAUGUUUGAGACGGUGGAAAUAUUUAUAGGGAAAACUUAGAAAACGAACUUCCUUAAAUAUUCCAAUCACACAUUUUGCUUGUCCUCAAGCAAUUUUGAAAAUGAAUGAUCAAAACUGUUAAAUUACGUAAAUCUAUGUAGAAAUGUUGAAGAUUUUUGACAUGUGUACGUUAGCUGUUAAUAUUAAUUGUUCACUACUUUCACUUUCUAAACAAUCCUCACGAAAUCAUCUUGUAUCUUUGGAAGGAGUAGGUUUCAAAUUUAAGUGUUAGUCAAAAUGUGAGAUGUGAGAGACUCAUAAAGCAUAAUAUUUUCCGCUAUGCGAGCACGCAUGGACCUGAGGCACAGGCACCCUGGCACCUCCUUGCGGUCACGCAUCACGAAAUCACGAGUGCCUUCCGUCUAUUGCUGAUAAAUAUUUCAGCAAAUCCAUUUUCAUAUUCACACCAUUCAAAUUAUCCAUGCUUUCUUUUUAAUUUUAGGAACAAUCUAAAAACUAGUCAAAUAUUCAAUGUAGGAUUUUGUAUAUUAAUAGUGUUCAAUUCUAAAUUUUAGAAUGGAAAUCGCCUCUUCAGAUGUAAAAUCCAAAAAAAAUCUCCCUUAGCCUGGUUGAGCGGUUAGUUUGACAUUUCAAUAAUCUUGAAUAACUAUUUUCAGUUGAGCGACUCAUUUUGAAAUUUCUCUGUAUUAUUUAAGGUAAAAGGAGGAGAUUUGAAAAGAAAAUAUUAAACGCUGUAACAUGUUCUAUCGAGUCUACGAGUAAUCGUAAAACAAUCAUAUGAACAGCGUUAUAUUAUGUCAGUUCACUUUUCUGCGAGAAAAAUUCUUCCAUUUUUAAUCCUUCAUAGAUUUGACGAGUUACACUCAAAUAGCUGAACCGCGUCGUGCAAAAUGGAUUAAGUUCCUUUUUUGCCAAACAAAUGGAUUUCUUGUGAAUGAAUAAACAGAAGAAUUGCUCCUAAGAAUAAAAAUAAUUGUAUUAUCUUAUAAUGAAACGCCAGAUGUUUGGUUUCCAUGUAAAAGUUUUAUCUUUUCAAAUUGUUUCAGUACCAUUUUCAAUUCUUAAAGGUAUAUUUUUUUACCUUUCUGAAAGACAUUACCGUUCAAAAUUUUUUUAGCUCCACGAGGUCUUGUUAUCGAUAGUCUGAAAGUGAUCAGGAGUACUUCUUUUCAAUUCUUAUAAAUCGAGCACAUUUCAUAAUUCUAGAGUCUAGGAUAGAAAUUAUAUUUUUGUAAUAUAUUUCGAUGAGUCAAUUUCAAAAACAUUGUUUUGUACAGAUCUAAAUGUUAUAAAAUGAUGUUGGUUUAUUUUAAGUGUGUCCAUUGUUAUGGUAGUGUUGAACUUCCGACUAUUGAGAUGAAAAUAAUUAAGAAAAAUAGCAAACCGCCUUAUGUGUGUUGUAAAUAAAUUGCAGUUGUAUUUUUAUAAAGUUCCCUUGUAACUACGUAUAAAUUACUUGUACAGUAUUCCAGAACGUAGUGAUGUUAUUCCUUUAUUUUUUAAGUUGAUUUAUAUUGUAAAGUUUUUAAUUACUCUAUUUUUAGCCUCAAUUUUUCAAAUUAAAAAUAGAUAAAAACUACA
Bemisia tabaci is the source of this 6002-nucleotide messenger RNA. RefSeq lists its product as uncharacterized. Gene Ontology annotation, molecular function: protein binding. Lineage: Eukaryota; Metazoa; Arthropoda; Insecta; Hemiptera; Aleyrodidae. The record is from RefSeq and is a predicted model, not a curated record. Gene Ontology annotation, biological process: axonogenesis; positive regulation of synapse assembly.